UGCAAGCGCCACAGUGAGCGCGGGUUUAGUUUUCUGUGAUCACGCGGCAGCGGCGCUCUCUGUCGGCGACCUCCGGAGUUUCGCAACCGUGAGACAUUUCCUAGUGCAAGUGAAGUGCUAAGCUAAUCGUUGUGCGUAUCCGGCGGAAGUCCGCAUGGUGCACGCUUGCGUCAUCAGGGCGAGUCGCCGAGGGCAGCCUCUGAUCUAUGCCGGGUUAGAUACCGGACCAAUGAGACUAAAUUCUGUGCAUACUGAGUGAUAAUAAGUGUAAUUUUGCCGUGUGUGCUCCGACGAUGCGUUUUAUUAGAGAAAUGGACAGUGAAACGCGCGUAUUAUAAACAAACGCGUGGAAAUGAAAAGGGAAAAGUACAAGGUCAUCAUACACGGGCUGGGUGAGCGAUGAAGGGGUGGUUCGACGCGUUCCGCGAGGAAGGCGGGCCAACCCUAUACGCAUAUCACAACCGGACGGCGGUGGCGGCGGACGUGCCGGCGCUCGCGCUGCUGCUCGCUGCCCUCACGCUCUACCUCGCCUUCCUCGCCAUCUUCCCAGGGAUCAGGAAAGAGAGAUUUUCAACAUUCACCGUAGUAACACUCAGCCUAUUCGUCGGCACCGUAAUCUUAGUGUGUAAGCACGGCUCAUCGUGGCACGUGGCGGGCGCGCGCGUUGCCCGCGCCGCGUACCGGGCCUUCUCCGCCGAGCGGCUCGACUGCUGGCUGGCGGUGCACGUCGGGCUGGGACACGUUAACGUCACGCUCACUGCCUUAUCAUGGGGAAAUACAAGUAUUGGAGACCCAGGAGUGGACUACAACGAACAAUUUCGAUGGGAGGAGGCCGGGGCCAUCCAGGACUGGUACCGAGCCGGAUUGACGCGAGGUCUUCCUUACCCUGUGCUGUCGGUAGCUGAACACUUCGCGGUGCAACACGAAGGCUUCGAGUGGGGAGCAAAAUACCGCGCCGCAGGAUACACUACUGCGACACUGCUAUGGACGGCCUUAGCUCUUUGGUUGCUGAUGAACCUGCUGUUAGUGGUGGUGCCUCGAUACGGAGCUUACGCUAUGGUGUCUCUUGGAGUGACGCUGUGCGCCGCGGCAGGAGGCUACUGGGCCUCUUUACCCAACGCUCCCCUCAUAGUCAGAUUGGAUGGAGCCAUGCUGUUCUUCUCGCUCGGCUGGUGUUUCUGGCUAGUGCUUAUUGCAGGUAGUUCGUGUGUCCUAGUAGGGUUGUUCAUAGCGAUACUGGACCUGAUCUGGCCGCAUCGCUUCUCCACCGUCCUGGAGGUGGACUACGACACUCCGUACGAUAGACACGUGCUGAUCGUGGACAGUAGGCAGCGAGCUAGGCCCCAGAUGCAAGCAUCGUUGCCUACAAGGAUAUUAAGGAGACUGUCUUCAAAAACCCGUGAGAACGAGGGCCAGGUAUCCAUGUCGGUUGUAAACGAAAGCAGAGGACGAGACAACCCCGCCUUCCAACACGAGCAGAGGAAACCCAACUCGCCGUGGAGGUAUCCGUUAUUUAGGAGACAAUUGGAUCGUGCGGAUUCAGCAUCGAGUCUGGGUUCCAGCGUGAACGGCAACAACAGCUCGAACAUCAAAAUGUCUCCUCUGGCGGGGAGUCAUCCCUCUUCGUCUCCCGCAAUACCUCCACACAGGUACCGACCUCAGAUACCAGCCGCGGAGCGAGUUAAAGACAUGUGGUGAUUGUAAAUCGCCCUAGACAUAGCAUAAUUUAUGAAAUGCAAUUUGUACGAUUACGACUUAGUUACUGAUCUCUACGAAGAAUAUUACGUAAAUAUUUAAAUUGAAUUUAACACUUAACAUUAACAACAUGGAUCGUGAUUAAAUACAUUAAUCUAAUACAAUAUUCAUUAGUUGCCAAUAAGGAACGGAAGAAAUAUCCUUGUUAAAAAUUAAUUCCUGACUUAAAAUACAAUUUUAUUAUAAAAGAUUUAAAUUUUCCGACUUUUGGACGUUACAAGUAUUAAUAAAUCAAUCAUUAAUUAAAUUUAGGAAUAGGUUUUCAAUAUACUUAAAUUUUAGCCGACUUAAUAUUAAUGUUGACGUAAUAAGACACAAGAACUUUGCUUGACUUCAUCGAAUGAACUGUAAAUAUGUAAAUUUUAGUAAAUUAUAAAAUAAAAAUACACUCCAGUGUCAUAAAUUAUUCAUAGAAUUAUAAAUCUUACAGUUACCGCGACGAAGCGUUACCUAACGUAGAAACUACUUAUUUACUUUAACAAGUUCUCGGUAACUUGUAUGUAUGACUACUACAAACAUUGCAAUAACUGUUGAACAAUUGAGAAACUCUAGUAAUUUUACAUUUUCACCUCAACACUUUUCUUGUAAUUGCGCAAAUUACUUUAUUUAAUAAUAAUCUCUUAUGAUUUUUGCCUUUCGUGAACACAAUACAAAAGUAGACUAAAAUGAAAAUUGUUUCUCGUGGUUACAUAUCAUUGUAAGAAAUGGUUGAUAUUAUAGAUCCAGGUCUUAAUUAAUUUCUAACAACUGUAUUCAAACAUACAUCGACACACAAGUGAAUACUUUGUGCCAUGUAAAUUCUGUUAUAUUAUCUAGUACAUUUAUAAUACAUAAAUAACGAAAAAAUUAGCAAAUUAAAAUAAAAUGAAACAAUUAGACAAUCCUAUUAGACUUAUCGAGAAUGUACAUAUUAAAGUGAUUGUAAAAAGUAGAAGGCAGUCAUGUUAGUUUUAAUUUUAAGUUAUUUAUUUUGUAAAACAUGUAGUUGAGUGAGUGAAUGACUUGUGAUAUUUAUGUUCGAUCUUAGUAUAAUUGUAAUCACAAUUUUAGUAUUCUACGUCACUUUAGUUCUUAAUUUACUUGGACAUUUUCAAUGUUGUGAAGAUAUGUUUGCAACAGUGAAAGUGUAUUGUUAUUAAUUACGCCUAUAAUGUACCUUCCUACCAUAAAAACAAAAUAUUAUGUCCUCGUACGUAAUUUCUGAUCAUCUCUGGCAAGGGUUCCUGCGACGAUGAACAGAAAAUACCAUGUUCCGACGUACUAUUUAGAAUGACCGUCCAGAAAAUAUUUAUUGUGAUCGAGAAAAUAAAAAAUUAUAAAUUUUAA
Molecule: messenger RNA, 3081 nt
Organism: Manduca sexta (tobacco hornworm)
Lineage: Eukaryota; Metazoa; Arthropoda; Insecta; Lepidoptera; Sphingidae
Gene: mol
Product: dual oxidase maturation factor 1
Exons: 11
Coding region: 400-1698 (432 amino acids)
Biological process (GO): protein transport
Cellular component (GO): endoplasmic reticulum membrane
Source: RefSeq, a predicted model, not a curated record